Messenger RNA from Myotis lucifugus (little brown bat), 3519 nucleotides. It is a transcript of the gene GRIK5, whose product is annotated as glutamate ionotropic receptor kainate type subunit 5. Gene Ontology annotation, biological process: modulation of chemical synaptic transmission; monoatomic ion transport; synaptic transmission, glutamatergic. The record is from RefSeq and is a predicted model, not a curated record. Gene Ontology annotation, cellular component: plasma membrane; presynaptic membrane; postsynaptic membrane. Gene Ontology annotation, molecular function: transmitter-gated monoatomic ion channel activity involved in regulation of postsynaptic membrane potential; kainate selective glutamate receptor activity. Lineage: Eukaryota; Metazoa; Chordata; Mammalia; Chiroptera; Vespertilionidae.
GCCGCGGCAGCUGCGUCCCCAUGAGGAGGGGAGGAAGAUGCCGGCUGAGCUGCUGCUGCUGCUGAUUGUCGCCUUUGCCAGCCCCAGCUGCCAGGUGCUCUCAUCACUGCGCAUGGCUGCAAUCCUGGAUGAUCAGACGGUGUGUGGCCGUGGUGAGCGUCUGGCCCUGGCCCUGGCCCGGGAGCAGAUCAACGGGAUCAUCGAGGUCCCAGCCAAGGCCCGAGUGGAAGUGGACAUCUUUGAGCUGCAGCGGGACAGCCAGUACGAGACCACGGACACCAUGUGUCAGAUCCUGCCUAAGGGGGUCGUGUCUGUCCUGGGGCCUUCCUCCAGCCCUGCAUCUGCUUCCACCGUGAGCCAUAUCUGUGGGGAGAAGGAGAUCCCCCACAUCAAGGUGGGUCCCGAGGAGACGCCUCGCCUCCAGUACCUUCGUUUUGCAUCUGUCAGCCUGUACCCCAGUAACGAGGAUGUCAGCCUGGCGGUCUCCCGAAUCCUCAAGUCCUUCAACUACCCCUCGGCCAGCCUCAUCUGCGCCAAGGCCGAGUGCCUGUUGCGGUUGGAGGAGCUGGUUCGAGGCUUCCUCAUCUCCAAGGAGACGCUGUCAGUGAGGAUGCUGGAUGACAGCCGGGACCCCACGCCGCUGCUCAAGGAGAUCCGUGAUGACAAGGUGUCCACCAUUAUCAUCGACGCCAAUGCCUCCAUCUCCCACCUCAUCCUCCGUAAGGCCUCAGAGCUAGGCAUGAUCUCAGCAUUUUACAAGUACAUCCUCACCACCAUGGACUUCCCCAUCCUGCACCUGGACGGGAUCGUGGAGGACUCCUCCAACAUCCUGGGCUUCUCCAUGUUCAACACCUCGCACCCCUUCUACCCCGAGUUUGUGCGCAGCCUCAACAUGUCCUGGAGAGAGAACUGCGAAGCCAGCACCUACCCGGGCCCUGCGCUGUCGGCUGCCCUGAUGUUUGAUGCCGUGCAUGUGGUGGUGAGUGCCGUCCGGGAGCUGAACCGCAGCCAGGAGAUCGGUGUGAAGCCACUGGCCUGUACGUCGGCCAACAUUUGGCCCCACGGGACCAGCCUCAUGAACUACCUGCGCAUGGUAGAGUAUGACGGGCUGACCGGGCGGGUCGAAUUCAACAGCAAAGGUCAAAGGACCAACUACACCCUGCGCAUCCUAGAGAAGUCCCGGCAGGGCCACCGUGAGAUCGGGGUGUGGUACUCUAACCGGACCCUGGCCAUGAACGCCACCACCCUGGACAUCAACCUGUCGCAGACGCUGACCAACAAGACGCUGGUGGUCACGACCAUUUUGGAAAACCCAUACGUCAUGCGCCGGCCCAACUUCCAGGGCCUGUCGGGAAAUGAGCGCUUUGAGGGCUUCUGCGUGGACAUGCUGCGGGAGCUGGCUGAGCUGCUGCGCUUCCGCUACCGCCUGCGGCUGGUGGAGGACGGGCUGUACGGGGCACCCGAGCCCAACGGCUCCUGGACGGGCAUGGUCGGCGAGCUCAUCAACCGGAAGGCAGACCUGGCUGUGGCUGCAUUCACCAUCACAGCGGAGCGGGAAAAGGUCAUCGACUUCUCCAAACCCUUCAUGACCCUGGGGAUCAGCAUCCUCUAUCGAGUGCACAUGGGGCGCAAGCCUGGCUACUUCUCCUUCCUGGACCCCUUCUCCCCUGCUGUGUGGCUCUUCAUGCUUCUUGCCUACCUGGCCGUCAGCUGCAUCCUGUUCCUGGCUGCCAGGCUGAGCCCCUACGAGUGGUAUAACCCACACCCAUGCCUGCGGGCGCGCCCCCACAUCCUAGAGAACCAGUACACGCUGGGCAACAGCCUCUGGUUCCCCGUCGGGGGCUUCAUGCAGCAGGGCUCAGAGAUCAUGCCCCGGGCGCUGUCCACUCGCUGCGUCAGCGGAGUUUGGUGGGCCUUCACCUUGAUCAUCAUCUCCUCCUACACCGCCAACCUGGCCGCCUUCCUCACCGUGCAGCGCAUGGAGGUGCCUGUGGAGUCGGCUGACGACCUGGCAGACCAGACCAACAUUGAGUAUGGCACCAUCCACGCUGGCUCCACCAUGACCUUCUUCCAGAAUUCACGGUACCAGACGUACCAGCGCAUGUGGAACUACAUGCAGUCGAAGCAGCCCAGCGUGUUUGUCAAGAGCACAGAGGAGGGCAUUGCCCGCGUCCUCAACUCUCGCUAUGCCUUCCUGCUCGAGUCCACCAUGAACGAGUACCACCGGCGCCUCAACUGCAACCUCACCCAGAUUGGGGGCCUCCUUGACACCAAGGGCUACGGCAUCGGCAUGCCGCUAGGCUCGCCGUUCCGGGACGAGAUCACACUGGCCAUCCUGCAGCUCCAAGAGAACAACCGGCUGGAGAUCCUGAAGCGCAAGUGGUGGGAGGGGAGCCGGUGUCCCAAGGAGGAGGACCGUCGCGCUAAAGGUCUGGGCAUGGAGAACAUUGGCGGCAUCUUUGUUGUGCUUAUCUGUGGCCUCAUCAUUGCUGUCUUCGUGGCCGUCAUGGAGUUUAUAUGGUCCACGCGGAGGUCAGCAGAGUCCGAAGAGGUGAGGAGGUUGGCAAAGGGGUCCGUGGGCCCGGAAAUGGUGCAGGAGCUGCGGCACGCCGGGUCCUGGCGCAAAGCGUCCCGUUUCCCCCGGGGCCCGACCCGGGCCCUGCUCUCGCUGCGCGCCGUCCGCGAGAUGCGCCUCAGCAACGGCAAGCUCUACUCGGCCGGCGCGGGCGGGGACGCGGGCGGCGCGCACGGGGGCCCUCAACGCCUCCUGGACGACCCAGGGCCGCCAGGCGGGUCCCGGCCCCUCGCCUCCACCCCCUGCACCCACGUGCGCGUCUGCCAGGAGUGCCGGCGCAUCCAGGCGCUGCGGACGUCCGGGACCGGCGCGCCCCCGCGUGGCCUGGGCGCCCCUGCCGAGGCCGCCAGUCCGCCCCGGCCGCGACCUGGCCCGCGAGAGCUCACCGAGCACGAGUGACCACGGGCAGGGCCUUGCAGGCGCAGGGACGGGCCCGCCCCAGGCUCUGGCCGCCCAGCCUCCCCUGCGAUCGAAGAACUGGACUUGUGCCCUGGCGGCCGGUCGCCACGAUUUUGCCUUGGGUUCCGGGUAAAGUGCGAGCCCGCUCCGGAGCCGGCCUGCGCCCCCUAUUGGAGUCGCCAGAGUGUGCGGCGGCCCCCGCACUCUGCCCCCGACUGCGGACAGGAGGAGCGCAGGAACUGAGAACUCCAGGGGCCGGGACUAUGGGCUUAUCCCCGGAAGCGGGAAGCAGUCUGCCAGGAAAACCCUGUCCUGGGACUGCUCAGGCUCCCAAGACUUGACGCAGCUCCCCACUUCUGGAGGAGGGCCUCUGGGCAGAUGGGUGUCCCCUGGCGCCCCUCGCCUCUUUUUUUCUCUCUUUUUUGGGGGGAGAAACUUCGGAAUUUCUAUGAGACACCCCCAAGGGAGCGGGUCAGUUGGGCCCUCAUCCCUCCCCCUGCCACACCCCAGUCCCGUUGGAAUAAAAAAAGAACAAAACCCCCAAA